GGCAUUAUUCAUGUAUGAAAACAAUUGAAAAACCGUUUUGUACACAAUAAUCUAAAUUCCUAUUAGUACGGAUAUAGAGAAAUUAAGAAAAAUGAGCAGAGAUUUCAAAGUUAAAUUGGGUGAAGGAGGUUUUGGAUCUGUAUACAAAGGAAAACUUCAAAGUGGACCAGAAAUAGCCAUAAAGAUGUUGAAAAAAACGAAAGCUGAUGGAGAAGAGUUCAUUAAUGAAGUGGCUAGUAUUGGAAGAAUACAUCAUGUAAAUGUGGUACAAUCUUAUGGAUAUUGUGCUGAAGGAGAAAAUCGUGCUCUGGUUUAUGAAUACAUGACAAAUGGUUCGUUGGAUAAACACAUCUUCUCCAAAAAGGAAAGUGUCCCUUUAAGUCAUGAGAAAACAUAUGAAAUAUCUCUUGGCAUAGCUCGUGGGAUUGCUUAUCUUCAUCAAGGCUGUGAUGUGCAAAUUCUACAUUUUACAUUAAGCCGCAUAAUAUUCGUCUGGAUGAUAACUUCAUCCAAAGGUUUCAGAUUUCGGACUUGCCCAAAGUUGUAUCCUGUUAAAGAUACGUCUAUUGCUUAACUAAAGUAGAGGAAUUUGGGGUUACUGGCUCCAGAAUUAUUCUACAAUAAUAUUUGGUGGAGUAUCAAAUAGGCUGAUGUAUAUAGUUUUUUUGGGAUGCUUUUGAUGGAAAAUAGGAAGUAGGAGAGGAACUAAAUCCUCAUGCAGAAGAAUUCAAAGCCAACAGUACUUCCCUUUUGGAUCUUAUGACAAUUAAAAGAUGAAAAAGAUACUCAAAUAGAAGAUGCCUCAGAAGAGGAUAAGAUUUUGGUGAAAAGAAUGUAUGUAGUUGCGCUUUGGUGUAUACAAUUGAAUCCAAAUGACCGUCCUUCAAUGAAGAGAGUUGUGGAUAUGUUGGAAGAAAGAGUUGAAAGUCUUGAAAUGCCUCCUAA
Molecule: messenger RNA, 945 nt
Organism: Vigna umbellata (rice bean)
Lineage: Eukaryota; Viridiplantae; Streptophyta; Magnoliopsida; Fabales; Fabaceae
Source: RefSeq, a predicted model, not a curated record